AUGCAAGCAACUUCCCAUGCAAUGUUACCUCCCCGCCAAAUUCAUCUUCUUCGGCGAAAUUCCGGUGCAUCCGGUCACUGGAUCUCGGGCAUUGACUGCCUAAGCUGGCGUUUUGGUGUAGAAACUAACACCAUCCAAGGAUGGAGAUUGGUCCCUGAAAAUUGUAAAGACUAUGUUGGUCACUACAUGCUUGGGAAACAGUACCGUGAAGAUUGCGAUGUUGUGGCAAAGGCUGCUCUGGAGUACGCCAAAAGCCUCAAGCUCGCCGGAGAUGGCAAGGACGUUUGGGUCUUGGACAUUGACGAGACUGCACUCUCAAAUCUACCUUACUAUGCUCGGUCUGAUGUUGCAUUCGGGCAAGACUCCGAAACAGGUACUACAUCACUGGUGUACAAAUCCAACAAACGCAAAGAGCUUGUAAAAACAGGAUACAGAAUACUUGGAAACAUGGGAGACCAGUGGAGCGAUCUACUUGGGAGCAACAUUGGUAAUCGAACUUUCAAGUUGCCCGACCCGAUGCAAGACUCCGAAACAGGUACUACAUCACUGGUGUACAAAUCCAACAAACGCAAAGAGCUUGUAAAAACAGGAUACAGAAUACUUGGAAACAUGGGAGACCAGUGGAGCGAUCUACUUGGGAGCAACAUUGGUAAUCGAACUUUCAAGUUGCCCGACCCGAUGUACUACAUUAGUUGA
Ilex paraguariensis (yerba mate) is the source of this 696-nucleotide messenger RNA. Lineage: Eukaryota; Viridiplantae; Streptophyta; Magnoliopsida; Aquifoliales; Aquifoliaceae. The record is from the annotation of a GenBank genome assembly.